AUGGAUUUUGUUCCAGAUUGCCCUGGAUGCGUUGUAAGCGUUCACUGCAGUGGUGGUGAUUGCGCUCCUCCUGUAGCGGCUCCACCACCCCCGCCACCACCACCACCUCCGCCACCACCACCACCUCCACCACCACCUCCGCCACCACCACCACCACCGCCACCGCCAGUUGCUGUAGCACCUGUGCUAGAAUGCGGAUUGUGUAUCACGAGUGUUUGCGUUAUUAGCGGCGCAGCAUGCUAA
Molecule: messenger RNA, 243 nt
Organism: Gongylonema pulchrum
Lineage: Eukaryota; Metazoa; Nematoda; Chromadorea; Rhabditida; Gongylonematidae
Source: the annotation of a GenBank genome assembly